UGCAGGGCGCAUGCCCCGUAACGUCCUGUGAGAGACCGGUGUAGGGGGGGCAGCACUGCAGUCCAACCUUGGCCGUUUCAGCAAAGUUUUGCGUUUCAAAACCCUAUUUAAGGUUAUAGAAAGUGGAGUUUGUUACAGAUAUCAUUUUCAACAACAACGAAUUGCAGUAGAUUGAAAGGACAGCACGAAAACGUGGCCAUCAAACGUUGCCGGUUGCAGCGUAACUCGCACGUGUUGCGCAAUAAUUGUACAGUAACAUCUGACCAUCAACUGAAGAACGAACGGACAGUUCCACGAUGCCCAGGUGUCACUACGAGGUGCUCGGCGUCCAAAGGAACGCCACGGACGACGAUCUGAAGAAGUCCUACCGGAAACUCGCCCUGCGGUGGCACCCCGACAAGAACCCGGACAAUGUGGAGGAGGCCACCGAAACUUUUCGUGAGAUUCAGCAGGCGUAUGAUGUCCUGACCGAUCCUCAAGAGAGAGCCUGGUACGACAAGCACAGGGAGGCUAUCCUGAGGGGAGGGCUGGGGGAAGAUUACAAAGAUGACAGUGAGGACUUGAUGCAGUAUUUCAGCAGUGCGGUGUUCUCUGGCUACGGUGACGAUCACAAGGGUUUCUACGCAGUGUACGGAGAUGUGUUCAAGAAGAUUGCUGAAGAGGAUGCUCGAUUUGUGGAACCAGACGAAGACGAGGAAAAGGCGCCAGACUUUGGAGCGCCUGACUCGGUGUAUGAGGACACUGUAAGGCCCUUCUACGCCUACUGGCAGAGCUACUGCACCAAGAAGUCGUUCGUGUGGUUAGAAAAGUAUGACACGAGGGAGGCGCCGAACCGACGGGUGGCCCGGCUCAUGGAGAAGGAGAACAAGAAGUUCCGAGACAAGGGGAAGAAGGAAUACAACGAGACAGUCCGGCAGCUUGUGGCGUUUGUGAAGAAAAGAGACAAGAGGGUCCAGGCGCACAAGAAGAGAGUGGAGGAGAAGUUAGCCGAGCAGGCCAGGCUGGCGGCUGAGAGGCACGAGCGGUUGAAGAGAGAGCAGGCUAAGGAGGUGGAAGGGUACAAGGAACAGGAGUGGAUGUGUGCAUCAGGGCUACAGGACGAGCUGGCCGACCUGGAGGCUCGCGUGGCACAGGAGUUUGGAGACAGCGACCAGAGCUGGGACGAGGAAGAAGAGGAGGAGGAGGAUGGAGAGGGAGAAGAGGAGGAAGAAGAAGAAGAGGAAGUCUAUGAUGAUCUCUACUGUGUGGCUUGUAAUAAAUCCUUCAAGACAGACAGAGCAUUAGCCAAUCACGAACAGUCCAAGAAGCACAAGGAGAAAGUGGCCAUACUCAAGCAGCAGAUGGAAGAAGAGGAGGAGGAGGUAACCAUGGCAACAGAGGAGGCAGAUGCCUCCACAGAUACUCCUGAUGUCGAUGUUAGAGCAGGAUCAGAAGAGGAGGAGCAGGCAGAAUGGGAAGAGAACACUCCAAAGCCCAAACUUUCAAAAAAGCAGAAGAAAAGGAGGCGGCAACAACAGAGGGAAAACCAGCCUUUGGAAGAAGAUCUACUCGACCAGUUAGAGGUAGAGCUAGAAAAUGUGCAUGUUGCCACAGACAAGGAUAGCGAAGGUGAUGUACCAGAUGAAGAGCCUUUGCUAACAGAGGAACAGACAUCUGAAAACUGCCCAAAGCCAAAGAAACUGACAGGGAAGAAAGCCAAGGAGGCCAGGAAAGCUGCUAGAGGAGCAAAAGGAUCGUCACAAAGGGACACUCCCAAGGACGUGCCCCAACCUGCGACUGUUUGUAAUGUGUGCAUGCACGAGUUCGCCACCCGUAACAAAUUGUUUGAUCAUAUCAAGUCCACAGGACAUGCCUUACACCUGCCUUCCCAGCAACAACCCAGGGGGGAUGGGGGAGGGGAGCAGGGAGGGAGGAAGGGGAAAAGGAAAGGAAAAAGGCAGUAGCUCGUCUAGUGCUUAAAUUGUAAGAUACUUUUACAACCUUUUUACUUCUGGGUUUGUGUGUCUGUCCUCACAGAGAAGGUUGACAGCAUGGGGAAUAGGGAAAGAGUGAUAGGCAAAGUGGCAGGAGGUAAAAAGGUCAAACACAGGAAAAGGGGGUAAACUUGAAGGUCCUGAAAAACAAAUACUUGCUGGAAGUCUUGUUUGAUAUGGCAGUUUCAAUGUUAUAGUUAACUUGUGGAACUGAGUAAUACUACAUGUAGUAAUGUUCUUGAUUUAUGUCAUGUUCCAACAUGCAUAAUGGAUAAACAGUCCUGUAACAUACAAGUUUGGUUGUAUUCAUGAAUAAAAGCAGAUAGGUGGAGUUGUGCUGAAAUUUUGCUUAUCUGUGUUUGUAUGAACUGUUCAGCAUAAAUACUGGUAGUUCUAUUUUGAAAUUUGUUAUUCUAUAUCUGUAUGAUCAUUGGAUUUCAGGAAGAAAGAAUUAAAUGAAUGAAUAAACUACUUUCCUAUGAUUUGUAUGAACAA
Molecule: messenger RNA, 2468 nt
Organism: Branchiostoma belcheri (Belcher's lancelet)
Lineage: Eukaryota; Metazoa; Chordata; Leptocardii; Amphioxiformes; Branchiostomatidae
Product: dnaJ homolog subfamily C member 21-like
Exons: 1
Coding region: 297-1943 (548 amino acids)
Cellular component (GO): cytoplasm
Molecular function (GO): nucleic acid binding; zinc ion binding
Source: RefSeq, a predicted model, not a curated record